Messenger RNA from Dryobates pubescens (Downy woodpecker), 876 nucleotides. RefSeq names its product zinc and ring finger 4 (gene ZNRF4). The record is from RefSeq and is a predicted model, not a curated record. The coding region runs from base 1 to 876 and encodes 291 amino acids. Lineage: Eukaryota; Metazoa; Chordata; Aves; Piciformes; Picidae. The transcript has a single exon.
AUGAAUCCUUGGCUCCAUCUUCUUCACUUUGUGCUGGUCAUUGCCUCCUGCAGUGCUGCUCCAGCAGAAGCCUUUGCUUACCUGGCUUACAAUGACAGCUCCCAGUGCGUCGCCUACGAAGCCAAACCUGCAUGCUUUGGGCCACAGCUCCCAGCAGAAGAGCUGACAGUGUAUUUGAUGGAGGUGAGGCCACCCAAAGCUUGCCAUGCCAUAGAGAAUCCUCCAGCACCAAGAACAGCCUCUGAGAUCUAUGUGGCCCUCAUAAAGGCAGGUGAGUGCUCUUUUGUCCAGAAGGUCCUUCACGCCCAGCAGGCUGGGUACCAAAUCGCUGUGGUGCACAACGUGGGCUCCGAGCAGCUGAUCACCAUGAGGGCUGAGGACAAAGAGAUGGAGCAGCUGGUGAAGAUCCCAUCGCUCUUCACUGGACAAUCAGCCUCCCUGCACUUGCAAAGAGUUUUGCAGUGCAAGAAAGGGGAAUACAUCCAACUUCUGCCCCCCAAACGUGGCCUGAGUGCUUGUGAAGACAGCGUCAAAACGCUGCAGGGGAGGCCCACCUGGCAGGGCUUCUGGGUCAGGCUCUGCAUCGUGCCUGCUGCUAUCUCAGUUGUGGUUGGCUUCACGUGGUACAAGAGGGCUCACAAGACAAAGCAGCCCACUUACAGGCAGGGAGAUCUGUACAAGGCCUGUAUGCUCUGCAUGGCAAAGUACAAGAAACAGGAUGCCCUGAAGAUGAAGAUCCUGCCCCCUUCCCUCACCUCCCACACGGUGACCACAGUGGCUGAGCAUUCAGAGGAGGGCAUGGAAAUGGAGCUGAAGAAAGAUGUGAGCAUAGUGGGAGGGGAGUUGCUUGGUGCACUGGAGACCAAUGUCCUUUGA